This is a messenger RNA of Polyodon spathula (Mississippi paddlefish), 6331 nucleotides long. RefSeq names its product small G protein signaling modulator 1-like. The coding region runs from base 629 to 3979 and encodes 1116 amino acids. The transcript is spliced from 25 exons. Gene Ontology annotation, molecular function: GTPase activator activity. Gene Ontology annotation, biological process: activation of GTPase activity. Lineage: Eukaryota; Metazoa; Chordata; Actinopteri; Acipenseriformes; Polyodontidae. The record is from RefSeq and is a predicted model, not a curated record.
GCCUUGGUUAGGGUAACCCCUUUAAUGAUGCAGUUUUUCCCAAAUGUCUGUUUUGGCAGUUUAUUUAUUGAGCUACAAAACGUCAGAUUGCAUUAAAAGGUGUUUUUGUUUGGCAUGGCAUACUGCUGAGGUCAUUCAGUAUCAUUUCAUCUUCAGGCUCGAUAUCAUAUCAAACCGCUUCCUCCUGCAAACAUCUUUCAAGAGUGCGAGCUGGAGGCAGGCGGGACCCAGGAUGCGCUGCUUUUGUUUUGCAAACAGGUUUGACAAGCAUUUUCGUCUGUCGGAAUAUAGAUGGCAAUACAUCACAUCAUGAUCAUCCUUAUGCAGUUUGAUGCAUUUUUUUUUUCUGCCAUAAACCUGCAAUUCUGAUGUACUGUUUUAAGGAGUGUAUAUUUUACCACAAUAACAAGCCCGCCCCUAACACUCAUCCCUCGAUUGGCGUGUUUACGGACAGCAGCAGUAGCGGAGCGGUGCUUUGACGUCAGGGGGGUUGAUAAGCGUGCUUGCCUGCCUGCCUGCCUGCUUCAGUCCAGUGAAAUCGCCUUUGCCGUUGAGCUGAGUUUGCAGAGACGGUCUGCAGCGCAAACCUCCGAGAGCAGCUGAGAGCCUUCAUUGCCCGACGGAAACCAUGGCAACAGCUAUGGCAGAGGCUGAGAUGCGUCAGAAACUGCUACGCACUGUCAAAAAGGAGGUGAAGCAGAUCAUGGAGGAGGCAGUGACUCGGAAGUUUGUGCACGAGGACAGCAGCCACAUUGUUUCAUUCUGCGCUGCGGUGGAAGCGUGUGUGUUGCACGGACUGAAGCGCCGGGCUGCCGGGUUCCUCCGCAGCAACAAGAUCGCAGCGCUGUUCACGAAGGUGGGGAAGAGCUUCCCUCUGGCUGACGAACUCUGCAGGAAGGCACAAGAGCUGGAGCAGAUCAUCGAGAGCAAGAGGAACCAGAUCCCCUUGAAUCCUGAUAGUACUCGGAAGCUGCAGAAACUGCCCAGCGUGUCUCCCCAGGUCAUCAAGCAUCUAUGGAUCCGCACAGCCCUCAUCGAAAAAGUUCUGGACAAGAUCGUCCACUACCUAGUGGAGAACAGCAGUAAGUUCUAUGAGAGGGAGGCUGUGCUGAUGGACCCAGUGGACGGACCAAUACUUGCAUCCUUGCUGGUGGGUCCCUGUGCCCUGGAGUACACCAAGAUGAAGACAGCGGAUCACUUCUGGACAGACCCCUCUGCAGACGAGCUGGUCCAGAGGCACCGCAUUCACAGCGGGCAUUGCCGGCAGGACUCUCCCACCAAGCGCCCUGCUCUCUGUAUCCAGAAGAGGCACUCCAGCGGUAGUAUGGAUGACCGUCUCUCCCCCUCAGCCCGUGACUAUGUGGAGUCCCUGCACCAGAACUCCAGGGCCACGCUGCUCUUUGGCAAGAACAACGUCCUGGUGCAGCCGAAGGAUGAUAUGGAAGCCAUUCCGGGGUACCUGUCUCUCCACCAGACUGCAGACAUCAUGACCCUGAAGUGGACACCCAACCAGCUGAUGAACGGCUCUGUGGGAGAUUUAGACUAUGAGAAGAGUGUUUACUGGGACUAUGCCAUGACCAUCCGUCUGGAAGAGAUUGUGUAUUUGCACUGUCACCAGCUUGUGGACAGCGGUGGGACAGUGGUGCUGGUGAGUCAGGAUGGGAUCCAGCGGCCCCCCCUGCGAUUCCCGAAGGGGGGACACCUCCUGCAGUUCCUGUCCUGCCUGGAGAACGGGCUCCUGCCUCGUGGACAACUUGACCCUCCGCUCUGGUCUCAGCGGGGAAAGGGGAAGGUUUUCCCGAAGCUGCGAAACAGAAGUCCGCAUGGAUCCCCGGAGUCUGUGUCCGACAAGGAGGAAGAGGAAGCCACGGACUACGUGUUCAGGAUCCUCUUCCCAGGCAGCCAGUCCGAGUUUGUAUCGCAGGACCUCAUGGACCAGGGGGCAGCCCUGUGGCACCCCACUGCCAGGAAGUCCUCCUGCUCUUCCUGUUCCCAAAAUGGCUCCUCAGACGCAGGACCUCCUAACGGCUGCAACCAUGAGCGGGCCCCUCUGAAGUUGCUGUGUGACAACAUGAAGUAUCAGAUCAUUUCCAGGGCUUUCUACGGCUGGCUUGCGUAUUGCCGUCACAUGUCCACUGUGCGCACGCACCUGUCCGCGCUGGUGAACCACACCAUUGUGGACCGGGACGUCCCACACGAGGCCAGCGGGGGGCUGACGGCAGAGGUGUGGCAGAAAUACCUCCAGGACUGUAAGGUUUAUGAGGAGCAGGAGCUGCUGCGGCUGGUUUACUUUGGAGGGGUGGAACCCACAAUCCGCAGGGAGGUGUGGCCCUUCUUGCUGGGGCACUACCAGUUCGGGAUGUCGGAGAAUGACCGGAAAGAGGUAGAUGACCAGAUGCGUGCCUGCUAUGAGCAGACGAUGAGCGAGUGGCUGGGCUGCGAGGCGAUCGUUCGCCAGCGGGAGAAGGAGCAGCAUGCCGCUGCCCUCGCCAAGUGCUCCUCGGGAGCCAGUCUGGACAGCACGAUGCAGAAGAUGAUGCACCAUGACUCCACCGUCAGCAACGAGUCUUCCCAGAGCUGCAGCUCGGACAGACAGAGCCAUGUGCGGCUGCAGAGUGACUCCAGCAGCAGCACACAGGUGUUCGAGUCUGCGGAGGAGAUGGAGCAGAUAGAGACGGAGGUGAGGGCCGAGGAGAGCGUCAAGGCAGCCAAACGUCCCAAUGGAGCCGUCCCCAAUGGAACCUGCUCUCCUGAUUCCGGACACCCUUCCUCCCGGAACUUCUCCAUCACCUCCGGAUUCUCCGACCGCAGCUUCAGCACCGAGGACAGUGGCGCCGGCACCGAGUCUGCAGUUAAAACAUCUGGACAGCAGCCUCCACAAGCACCGACCAAACAGAAGCAAGAGGGAGCCAGCCCCAGCAAGAAGACUCCAGUUCAGGGCACAGAAGAUGCCGCUCGGGGUCAGGCGACUGAAGAGACCGUCCCUCCCGUCUCCAAAGGGGCUGCUGAGGAGACCCGGUCAGCUGAGGACAGUCUGACCACCAACGCGAGCUCGGAGGAUCUUCUGUCCGCCACUGAGCUGCUCUCAGAGGAGGGGCCUCUCCCGGGGGUGGUGGCGGGGCUACCUGUGCUGGAAAUGCAUUUGGACGAGGAGGCUGAGAAGCAGAGCCUGGUGGGCAGCGAGGACAACCUUUCUGAGGAGCCUGAAAUGGAGAGCCUGUUCCCCCAGUUUGUCUCGCUGGCUGUGGGAGCGGAGGGUAAAACCGAAGCGACGUCCCCCGUCACUUCCAUCGGGGUCACCUACUCUCAAGAGCUGCUGGACAUGUACACAAUCAACCUGCACCGUAUCGAGAAAGACGUGCAGAGGUGUGACCGAAACUACUGGUACUUCACUCCUGCCAAUCUGGAGAAACUGCGCAACAUCAUGUGCAGCUACAUCUGGCAGCACCUGGAGAUCGGGUAUGUGCAAGGCAUGUGCGACCUGUUAGCUCCCCUGCUGGUCAUUCUCGAUGACGAGGCAAUGGCCUUCAGCUGCUUCACAGAGCUCAUGAAGAGGAUGAACCACAACUUCCCUCACGGCGGAGCCAUGGAUACACACUUCGCCAACAUGCGCUCCCUCAUCCAGAUCCUGGACUCCGAGCUCUUUGAGCUGAUGCACCAGAAUGGGGAUUACACACAUUUCUAUUUCUGCUACCGCUGGUUCCUUCUGGACUUCAAACGAGAGCUGGUGUACGAUGAUGUGUUCUCAGUGUGGGAGACUAUCUGGGCUGCGAAGCACACGUCAUCGACCCACUUCGUGCUCUUCAUCGCUCUGGCAAUGGUGGAAAUGUACAGAGACAUCAUCCUGGAAAACAACAUGGACUUCACCGACAUCAUCAAGUUCUUCAACGAAAUGGCUGAACACCACAAUAGCAAGCGUGUGCUGACGUUGGCACGGGACCUGGUCUACAAAGUGCAGACGCUCAUCGAGAACAAGUGAAGGGAGCGCUCGACCACGAAGCUCUACAAACACACUCAUGAUCACAUCCUUCAUCCUCACACCAGCUUCUCUCGUUCUGUUCACUGUCAGUGCGCCAGCGUCACAGGCCACAGUAACGGAUUGCUUGUAUAAAUCAGGAAGAACCAGGUUUAGCCACCUCUGCUGUUAUACAUUUUACUGCAACACUGUGUCGCUGAACAUCCAGUAAGUGAGAGCUAGGGACCUUCAGUGGAGCCUGUUUUAUAUCAAUCAGGUUUCUAUGAGUAUCGCAUGGGGGUUUUUUUUAUAGAGAACUCCUCCCCUGUUCAGCAGAGCUGCAGAUUUGAGGGGGGGGAGAAGGACUGUGGAUGAGACUGCAUGUCGAGCGACUCUUUCAGUUGCUUCCGCUGUCCUCAGAUUGCAGUUCAUGAACAGUCCUGGAUGUUCUUUGUUGUUCAGUUUGAAACGACAUUAGUUCAUUGUUUCAGUGGUUACCCACCAAGAUAGAGUUUAGGAUUUCACCAUUGACAACACUUGUGGCAAUACCUGAGUGCUAUAUAGUGCGUUUGUAUUUUAUUUGUAUAAGGUGGGUGUGUGUUUCCUUAGAGGAUAAUAUCAUCUAGUGGUGAUACUAAACUUUACACACAAGAAUAAAGACUUUCUGCACACACGUAACUACGCCAUGCCGUUGUGUGGAGUGCACAGCGGUGAUUUGAGUGUGGUGCGCCGAAUCUGGAAAAUUCUGUUCUCUAUUCCCAUACGCAUCUCGGGUUUUAUGUGUCGUUCAUCGCAACAUUGUAACAAUUUUGUAAAAGCAGACACGCAAGCAGGUUCAUAUUAUCUUCUAAUGAAGCACAUACUCUUACCCCAGCUUCACACAAAGGUAAUUGUUGUGUUGAGGUAACAGUGACUCUUCAGCUGGAUUUAUGUGUGCUAAACAGAGGUGCCACUGGACAUAUGAGAGGAGGUUGGGGAGCUCAGUUUAAUGUAUAUCAAUGGAAAUGUCCGUGAAAUCGAAAUGAAAAGUAGCAGAAGCGAUUCUGUAAAUCCCACAAAUGAAACCACUGUUUUUAAUAAAGGACAAUGUGCCAAAACACUUUAACAUUCCACUUAGAGACUGAUGGCCCAUUCAAGUUAGGGGGGAAUGUCAGAACACAUCUAGCACCACAGUGAUAGGUCGUGAGAGUUUGCCUGUGACCAGAGUGUCUCGUGUGGGUUUCGAUCGAUUCAGACAGGUUAAAGACUAGAAAGUCAUUUCCAGCUAGCAGACUGAAACGUUUUCUCACACACUAUAUAUAAUGCUAAUGAUUUGCUGCCUAUAGGUGUCCAAUUACUGAGCUCUUUAUAUUGAAUUAGCUGAGUCACCGAUCCCUGUAUUGAGUUGUUUGCAUUUCAUUGGCUUUAUUUUUUUUGAGUUCCAAAAUGUUUAGCAGAUAAAAAAUUUGAAUGGGCAAAGUGCAAUGGUUAUAUACUGAAUUUAUAUAACCAUACAAUUUAAUCUCUAUUUCUGUUUAUGUGCUUUGUUAAAUAAUUUGUUACUGCCUUAAUAUAGCUGUUUGUCCUUUUUAUUUAGUAAUGGUUUACAAAGGUCAAAAACCACAGAGAGGAACCUCCCACCUCCCACAACGACACAUUUGUAAAGCAUGGACAUCUCAGUAAACACAGAAGGCUGCUAUGCAUUUACUGGCUUGCUUGCUUACUUGCUGUGAUUUGUAGCCCUGUACAGGAUUUGGAUAAACAGCUGUCAACACUGUCCUAUUGAGUGUAGAGACACGUUAGACAGCCCUCUGUCAAAGUAUGUCAAAUCUGCUUUCUUUCUCAUUGUGACAGAAACAGAGCUGCUACUGCGAGAUCAUCAGAUACGAAAGCUAGGUGUUUCUCUGACAUCAUCAGAUAUGAAAGCUAGGUGUUUCUCUGACAUCAUCAGAUACGAAAGCUAGGUGUUUCUCUGACAUCAUCAGAUACGAAAGCUAGGUGUUCUUGUGACAUCAUCAGAUAGGUUUUAUGUCGUUUUUGUUAUAAUGAGUAAUCUGGAUUUUGUCUUUCCAGUACAGUUAAAACAGGGGACUGGUUAAGCAGCAUCCUUCUGAUAUUCAGGAAACUUUCAGCUUUCAUUUUGUAGCUAAAGUUGAUAAAAACAGUACUUGUUUCAUAUCAUGGAUAUUUUCACAAGAGACACAUUACAUUGGGUUGGAGAAAGUAUUGUUAGCAGAACAGCUUUUAAGUAUCCUGUGUCAGAAAGAAUAAACGUAUUGUUCAAAGUGCCCGUGUUUUCAAUGACAUGUAUUUAUUAUUAUUUUUUUAAUUGUCUGAUUUUAUUGUACAUUUUCAGUGUCUCUGUAUCCUGCUGUUUGUGAAUUGUACUGUAAUUUA